AUGACUUCUCUAAAUACAAAUCUCGCCGAGCUUCCCGUUGGCACUUUUCGGCAAUUAUGUGAUUGUUUAAACGCGAACGAGCUCUGGAUGAAGCUGCUUGAUGGAGAGAAAACGAAUAUCUACUAUUUAAGUUCCGAUGAAGUGGAACGAUACGCGAGAAUGGCCGACCCAGCCGAAACGCUUCUCAGGCUUUGGGGAACUCGGGGACAGACUGUUCAACUUUUUAUCUCCAGACUCCAGGCGUUGAGCCGGGUUCAUCGUGAUCUCGUCGAUCGACCACAACUCGUCUUGUAUCGCAGUUUCAAAGCAGUCAAGUGGGCUCGGCCGGAAGAAGUUGAGAUCUCGAUCAUCUCCGAUGGCACCGAAAUUAAACUCGUUUGUAAAGUCAUUGGUUUUCCUUACCCUCGCUUUCAAUGGCUAUGCAACGGGAUGCCAAUGGACGGUGUAAAUACGGACACGCUGAUCAUACCGAGAUGUCAAUGUUCGACGACUUCAAAUUAUCAAUGCAAAGCUUGGAAUGAGGUGGUGGAAGGCUCUCCGAACAGCGAUCAUUAUAGGAGACGUGGGAAGCAAUACUCAUCUUCAUUAGAAUCAAAACCUGUAAAUAUCGAGCCGUUGAUUCGCGAGGAUCGCAUUUGUGAUCAAUGCCAAAGCGCCGAAUAUCAAAAACUCUGCGCCACUGUGGACAGCUUGAAUCAGGCCGAGAACGAAAUGCCCACAACGUCAAGAAGAAUAAACGACAUUUCCUCGAUCGAUCUUUUUGCAACGGAUAAAGUCGCCCUGAUAAUCUCGAAUUGUGCGUAUCAAAAUUUGCCGGAGUUGGUCACACCACUCUGCGAUGCUGAAACACUAGCUCAAGGCUUGCAAGAUCUCAAGUUCAAGACAGUAACCCUAGCCGAUUUAACUCUUGACGAGAUGCAGAAGAUCGUAAAAGAGUACAAGAAAUUGCUUGGCUCGGGUGUUUACGCUGUUUUGUAUUUCGUUGGGCAUGGCUUCGAAGUGAACGGACAGUGUUACUUGCUUCCAGUCGAUGCCCCAGAAGAUGCGCACACACCAGAGAGUUGUGUUAGCAUGGAUUGGGUUUUGAAUGUCUUCAAUGAUCAAUCGCCGUCACUUCAUCUCAUCUUGCUAGAUGUUUGUCGAAAAUUCUUACCCCUCGAGUCUGUGAAAGGUUUUGUGGACUACGCGGAACAGUUUAAACGACGACUCCGCCCCAAUAGAAACACUGUUUACGGCUAUUCAACUAGCGGUGGAGUUGGUGCUUACGAGGUGAAAGGAGAAAUCAAUGGAGUUUUCAUGAAAUAUCUAAAGAAUCAACUUCCUCUGAACACUUCAGUGCUCGAUAUGCUGAAUGCAGUCUUUAGAGAUAUUGAGAAUGAUGAGAAAGUUCGAGCCGUUCAAAUCCCAGAGCUACGGUCAACACUGACACAACCCAGGAGUCUUCACGAUGAGUUGAUCUUCGAUGGGCACACUAUUUCUUAUGAUCAUCACACGAUACAUUGGCGAUUGAUGCAUGAACUUCCAAACCCUGUGAUAGUCCGGUUUCCGAAUGUGAAGUUGAAGGCGACAAUCUUUUUCGAUUUUUGCGGCCAUUUCACAAACAAGGUAUACGUCUAUUCAUCAGUUGGUGAUUUGCAUUUGGAAGAUGAUAUCGAAGAUGAGACUCCGCUAUCGGAGAAUGCUCGAUCUCAUCUAGCUCUACUCACAUUUCCUCCAUUUGCUUCACUAACCAAACCCAGACUGUUAGAAGAUGAUGAAGAGGGAACCUCAUUUUGCGUGUUGCUCUCUCAUUUGCAAAGAUUCAAGGGUGAAGUAACAUGUUCGGUGCAACUUUGCUUGAAAGAGAGCCCUGGAGAAGCCGUCGAAAUAGCUGACGCGAAACUCGGUCACGUCUUGAUCACACGAUUGGGACUUCUUCGA
Molecule: messenger RNA, 1920 nt
Organism: Mesorhabditis belari
Lineage: Eukaryota; Metazoa; Nematoda; Chromadorea; Rhabditida; Rhabditidae
Source: the annotation of a GenBank genome assembly